CUCCAUUCCAUUCGUUGCGCGUUAAGCUGGCGGACCUCCUAGGUUCAUAAACCAUUCAUUCUCCCACACGCCGUCUCCCGACACUCCGCCACGCGAUGUCGCACUCUAACAACUGGCAGAACGACGACAACUCCGACGCAGCCGGUAGCCCGGAGCACAACUACGAUACGCCCGCCGACAGCAGCGACUCCGACAGCGACGAUGGCGCAAUAGUCCUGAAGGCGCGGAUCACGGCGCUGCGUAUCGAACUCAACAUUCUGGAGCAGCAGCUAGACAAAAGGAAGAGGAAGAAGGCUCGUGGGAUUGCUUCUGGGAUUGCGAAGAAGACUCCGAGUCAUCGCGUUCCCUUACCCGUGAAGGCAAAAUCCCCAGAACCAGAGCCCGAGCAAGAGCCCGAACCAGAACCCGAGCCUGAGCUGGAGCUUGAGUCAGAGUCCCACAUGCCCAGCUUCCUCGCCGGGCUGGUCGCAGCUUCGUCUUCGACACCCACACCCCCAGCUCACAUCACUCCCGCACCGCCGGCCCCACAAUUUACCCCCACCAACAUUCGCGCCCCCAAGACCCGGGGCCGCGGGCGCCGCACCACCCUCGCCGUCUCUCCAAACCGUCCGGCGACAACCCCCGCUCCACCAUCCAUAAACCGGCUGCUUGAAACCGUCCAAGCUCCCCAGUCGCUGAUCAAAGAACGCGGGGUGGGGAAGGGCACGCUUCUACGGCGGCGACUGGGGAUCUCGGAGAUGAACAAAGCCGACCAGACCUCUGCCACGAUAUACUUCUACCGUGAAGCGAGACGGCAUUGCGGACAGGAUCUUUCGCAUCCGUGGACUUGGUAUGUGGAACAGAGAUUGGCGGGGGAGAUGGUUGCCAGUAAGUUCUCCCUCUUGACGAGGGGGAAUAAUCGCUCACAGAUUUUAGAUGUGGUGGAGGGCAUGAAGAAAUUCGGAUGGGAUGAGGGGCUGGCAAAAGAUAUACUUAUGAGUUCGGCGCAGAGGAGGGUGCAAAAUAGCAGGCGCCAGAUAAAUAAGGAUAUCAAGGCUAGAGGCGGCCAUAUACCGCGCGGGAGGCCACCGAAAUCGCGGGCGCAGGAGUAGCCAUGUGGAGAGUUGAGGCGUUUAGCAGGAUUUUUUGCAUGUUUAAUUCAACAAGUGUUUGUAAGUCAAUGGAUUUGUUUUUCGGGAAUACAUGCUGUAUCAUACAGUUGGAGGGAGGGGAAAAGAUUGUGGUAGUGCUACCGCAUCUAUAAAAUGGUAG
Molecule: messenger RNA, 1251 nt
Organism: Tricharina praecox
Lineage: Eukaryota; Fungi; Ascomycota; Pezizomycetes; Pezizales; Pyronemataceae
Exons: 2
Coding region: 96-1091 (331 amino acids)
Source: RefSeq, a predicted model, not a curated record